AUGGAUCCCGGCACAGCGUCGGCCUCGCCGCGGCGCCGCCCAGCGGUUGGAUUGCACGUGAAGCUCGACGAGCUUGCAGCCUUGCGACCCGACGCCCCGGCCAGCGAGGACCAGCACGGCACGUGGAGUUACGCCGAGCUGCGGGACCUCUCCUUGCGCGCAGCGUUGGCACUGCAAGCCCUCGGCGUCUCCGCGGAACCCGCCCCGGACUGGGCCACGUUCCCGGCGGCGCCGCGGCCGCUGGCGCUGGCCCUCCCGCGCGGCAACAUGUGGUACGCAUUGUGCUUCGCGGGCUGGCAGAUGGGCUUGCCGGUGGUGGCAUUGAGCGACGACAUGCCUGACAAGGCCGCCGAGCGCGAGCGGGGCGGGCGCGCGGCCCGGGAGCUGCGGCCCGCCGUGGCCAUCACGGACGGGCCGCCGGACGCCGCGCUGCCUGGCCUGCCAGGGGACUGCCUCGUGCUGCAGGCGGCCGAGUUCUGGGCGCGGGUCCAGGGCAGCGUCGUCCCCGCCGGGUGCGCGGCGCCCCUCCGCGGGAGCGACACCCCGCCCCUCUCAGAUCGAGGGGGCGCGGAGUCCGCGAUGCCGGGCCUGCUGCUGCGCCCCUUCGCCAGCCUGGAGACGGCGCCGCACGGCGCUUGCACGCCCAGCUCGCUGUGGCCUCCUACGCCCACCCCGACCUCCAAGCCGGCGAGCCUCGAGGCUUACGCCCAGCCGAGCGACGCGAUGCGCUGGCCGCUGCUCCAGAGCCAGACUCAGCACAGCAAUGCGGUGGAUCAGGGACAGGGGCUCCCGCUGCUCGAGCUCGGGGACAGCAGUCAGCUCCCGCAGCCCGUGAAGGUGAAGAACACCUUCAUCGAUGGCUUCCUUGAUGACGAGGAGCAGGGCGACGGCCCGGCCAUGACCGCCUGCAAGACCUGGUGCGUCGGCACGGCCGUGACGGCCUUCUCGCGGCAGGGCUCCGCCUCCUGGUCCUGCGCCAGCACGACCGACGAGGAGAGCGCGGCGGCCACGGCACCGGCGUCGCCGGAGGGCGCCGUGCGGCUGCCAGCUGAGCCGCCGAACCCAGCGCAGCUGCCGCAGGCCUCCGCGGGGUCCGAGUUGCACGGCACUGGGCGGUGCAGGCCUUGCGGGUGGUUCUGGAACCCGGGGGGUGCGUCCACGGCGCGGCGUGCUGCCACUGCCACAUGUGCCCGGAGGGCGAGCUGA
Prorocentrum cordatum is the source of this 1206-nucleotide messenger RNA. NCBI's taxonomy places the organism in Eukaryota, Dinophyceae, Prorocentrales, Prorocentraceae. The record is from the annotation of a GenBank genome assembly.